AAUAUUUCGUGGCGUCGAUGUAAAGAGGCUGCGGCUCCCCGGGGCGCCGCAGCGCACAGUUUGGGAAUCACUGCCUUAAGGCUUAACGACCUGGGCCAAGGCAUGUCUCCAUCUUCAACGCGCAAUACCAGGCUAAAACGUCCUACCACAGCAGAUUCUGAUUCAAAUUUCCUCUUCGCAUUGGCUCUAGCGGAUCUAGCUGAUGUUGGGUCUGCGAUGAGCGUGGAGUUGCUGCCGUUUUUAUCGUUUUUCGUGGUGCUAGUUGUCUCCACGGACACUCGAACGGAGCAAGCCAACCAAAGGAUGGAGGGCCCGAUUGGUCUGAAGGACAGGUAUACUGUAUCUGGCUGCAAGAUGGCUGGCCUUUCUCAGAUUCCGGUGCCUUCCUUCGCCGGUCUGGUGGAGUACGAUUUUGAAGAAUUUGGCCACUUCUUGGCUGAGCUGAUCCCCAGAUAA
Protopolystoma xenopodis is the source of this 456-nucleotide messenger RNA. Lineage: Eukaryota; Metazoa; Platyhelminthes; Monogenea; Polystomatidea; Polystomatidae. The record is from the annotation of a GenBank genome assembly.